Molecule: messenger RNA, 4980 nt
Organism: Caenorhabditis remanei
Lineage: Eukaryota; Metazoa; Nematoda; Chromadorea; Rhabditida; Rhabditidae
Exons: 16
Coding region: 1-4980 (1659 amino acids)
Molecular function (GO): phosphatidylinositol binding; GTP binding
Source: RefSeq, a predicted model, not a curated record
AUGCUUGGCGAAAAAAUGCUUAGUCUGGAUCCGAGUUAUCAGAAAAUUGUCGAAAAACGAACGCCCAAAAGUGUGACUUCUCCCGAGCCAAGUUCAGAACAUCCUAUCACAUUUCCAUUGAAGUCUAUGAAUAUAAAUACCAUCAGUUCUUCAUCGUCCUCGACUGACAUAUUCUCAAAUGGAAAUGGUGUCGGAAAAUCUUCAGAUGGAGACCGUGGUUUUUAUGUAGAAGCGGACGUUUUUGUUGAUGAAUAUGUGGCUGGAAGUUCAUUGGAUUUAGAUCCAGGAGAUCGAAUGGUGGCCACAAGAGAGUAUUACGGUAGUGAUGAUGCAGUUGAACGUAUCUCAUUCCAAAAACCAGGACAGCGAAUGGCUGGAGUCGAGGAGAAUGAGCAAAAAGGAUCCUCAAACACAUCCGACAAUAUUGAUGAUCCGGAAAUAUCAACUAUGACCGGAACAAUUGUUGAAGACAUGCCAGCAAGUUCUACCAAAUGCACUGGCUGUGGAGCGAAUUUCCAUUGUAAAGACAGCUCACUUCCGGGUUUCGUCCCUUUGGAAAUUUUGGAAAAAAUCGACAGAAAAACGAUUUUUCAUCACAAAAAUGAGAAUCCGCCUCAAUCACUGUGCAAGCGAUGCCAUUUACUUCAGGAGCAUAAUUUUCUCUUGAAUGUAAAUGUGUGUGAUGUUGAUUAUAGCCGAAUGAUGAGUGAAUUGAGAAAACAACCCGAAUCGCUCGUUGUUCUUGUUGUGGAUGUCACCGAUUUGCCAGGAAGUAUUUAUCCGAAAUUGGCACAAGUGGUCGGAAGUCGUCGUCCUAUGAUUGUAGUUGGUAAUAAAGUUGAUCUUCUCCCACCUGAUGCUAAAACUGGAUAUAUGUAUCGCUUCAAGAAGACGGUAGAGCGAGCUGUUGAAAAAGCAGGUCUUCUUGAACAUUUCAAUAUUCUUCACACAGCACUAGUCAGUGCAAAAACUGGUCAUGGAAUCGAGGAACUAAUCACUGAAAUUUAUUUGAAAUAUACAAAUGUCAGAUUAGGAAUGCGGGGUGAUAUAUUUCUUGUUGGUUGCACUAACGCUGGAAAGUCAACAAUGUUCAAUGCUCUUCUCCAGUCAGACUUGUGUAAAGUGAGAGCUGUGGAUCUUGUUGAUCGAGCGACUACGAGUAUUUGGCCAGGAACAACGAUAUCUCUGCUUAAAUUCCCUGUCAUGAAACCUGGACCGUAUCGUCUCGAGAUGCGUCGUCGUCGCUUGUUAACUCACCGCGCAUGGAACAAGAAAGAGAUGUACGCUAGAAAGCUUCUUCUAGCUGAAACUGGAGAUGAUCGAUAUGCAAUCCCGACGUCAGUGAUUCAAAACACUUAUAAAGAUUCUGAAGAAGAGUUACAACCAAUGGCUUUGAAAGAAUUACAAGGAGGAGAAGAAGACGAAGAUGAUGUUCAAAGAAGAAACGAGGAAAGAAGUAAAUAUUCACUUGAUGAUCCUAUUUUUGCUAAGGGGAAGUGGUGUUAUGAUACUCCUGGUACAGUAAACCAAAAUCAGGUUCUCUCCCUAUUUACACUCGAUGAACUUGUCAAUGUGACUCCUCGCCGUGUUCUUAAACCACGUACCGCUAUUGUUAAAGCAGGAGAAUCUCUUCUUAUCGGAGGAGUUGGACGAAUUGAUGUCGAAUCAAUUGCCGGGUAUGCCAAUGUUCUUCUAACCACUUUCGCCAAUGAUCAACUACCUCUCAAUGUGAUGCCAACUCACGAAGUUGAAGAAUUCUAUCGUAAAUGGCUAGGCACGCCUUCUCUCGUCGUACCACAAGGAGAUAUAACCAGAAUGGCUUCAUGGCCCGAAUUCAAAGAUGAUAACAACGAAAUUGGUAGAAGAUUUGAGAUGAAAGGGCGAAAAGACGAAGGAUGCUGCGAUAUUGUUCUAUCUUCUAUUGGAUGGGUUAUGGUAACUUCCGAGAAGGAUGUUGUGUUGAGUGCAUUCUCACCUGCAAACAAAGGACUUACUGCACGUAUUCAACCAAUUCUCCCGUAUUCCGCAUCUCUACGUGGUAAACGUCUACCUGGGAGUCAGUUUUAUAAGGUUCAACCUAUCGAGUUUCCGGUGAAUAGGAUCCACGUGGCAGCCGCUGUGGUUCUUCUGACUGCUAUAUUCUAUGCGGCUGGAUUCGGAUUUGGAUCUAUUUUCUUAGUUGUCGGAAGUCUUAUAGGGGGAGUUUUGUUCGCCAGAUGGAUAUUCGAAUGUUCAAAUGGAGAGUUACUUUUUCAGUGGAAGGAUUAUUUCAAUGCCACAGCAGCACCAGUUGACUUGAACUCGGAAGAGGACGAUGCUAAGACGGAUACGGCAAAAACGAGACAAAUGCCAUGGCAAGAUCUCACUCUCCCUGCAUCAUUAAAUGAAGCUGUCGAGAGUUUGCUUUGCGAAAUCGUGGAACAGUACGUGAAUGGAUGGUAUGGUGGUGCUAUAAGCAGAGAUCGAGCAUUCAUAAACGAAAUAAAGUACCAACUGCGAUACGCAUCUGCGAAUCUUGUUCGCUGCAUUCGUCGUGUCGAUCUAUCUCGAUUUGUAGCCGAUGAGGCUCUUCCAAUUGCUUCUUUCCAUGUGUCACGCCUAACAGAACUCGAAUUAAAACUUCGAACUUCUAAUGGUCCGCCUAGAUCUCUUCUUGAGUCGAAAAUAGCCGAACAACUUGACGAUAUUCACGUCGCCCUUAGUGGAAGAGAAGAAGAAACUGCAUACGUUCGUCAGAUUGCUGAUUUUCUGAUUCCACGACUACUAGAUGAGACACGAUUAGCUGGUAGAGCACAUGAUGAUGAUAGUCCGUUGCGUUUGUUCGGAAGAGGAAAAAACGAAAGACCAUGGCCAUCUAAAUCAAUGAGAGGAUUCUUGAGAGAAAUGUUGACGAAUGCUGUGUUGCUCCCAGUAUUCGACAUGUUAACUCAACCGGAUACAAUCAAUUAUUGGUUGAUUUUGUUGUUCGAUGAGGAUAGAAACGUGGAAAUGAUAGAAGAACAUAUAGACACUACUCCAAUCCCAUUGCUGAAAGGACUCUGUGAUGAUUCGUCUUCUUCUUCUGAUAAUAUUCCGGAUUCACUUCUUCAAUUAAAACUGACAGAAGUGUUGCGUGAUGCUCGUCUCUACUCAAUAUUUCGAAUGUAUCUCCAAGAUAUUCGAGGACCAGUUCACGAGUUACAAUUUCUCGUCGAAGCCACACGCAUUUUGGAAAGUAUUCAAAGAAAAUCUGAAUCUUCCAGUCAAAUUGCCUAUGAUAUAUGGCAACUGUAUGGCCAAUUCGUGCAUGAAAGUUCACAAGAAAGAGUCCGGUUGAAUGAAAAGUUGGUAGAGCAAUACAAGUCAGCAGUUGAAGUGAAUGAUUUAUCAGUUUUAGAAGAAAUUAUUGAGCUGUCUUACCAAGAAGUCUACAACCGUACUCAAUCAACUCAUGUCGUAUCAUUUUGUCAAUCGGAAUGUUUUCUUGGAUAUUUAUGUGGAUCACCACCAGUAACCAUCAAUGAACUAAUUGAUCAACAGGAUCGACAGAGGGUUGCUGCUCCUGUAGAACGAACAUUCUCACUUUCACAACUUAGAGCUCGAGUUAGAAAAGCUUUGACCUCAGUUGGAGAUGAAGAAAAAGAAGAAAUUGGAGGAGGAAGUGGGGGAGGAGUAGAGACUCCAGAAUCUCAAGGAGGUUCAUCGUCUUCAUCAUAUGUUAAUAUAGCUGUGCCAUCUAUUGAUGUUAUAAGUGCUGAUGGAAAUAUUGAAGAGGGAGUCGAAGAACCAGAAACACCAGUUCCAAUUCCAACAAAUCCAGGACUUGUAAUGGAUCCGGAACCAAUAGAUUUGAAUUGCUGGAAAGUGAAUGUGUCACAAGUCAGUGGAUUGAGAGACAGAAUUACUGACAGAACUAUUUUUGUAUUCAUUAUUGAAGUGGAACGUCCCGAUGCGAAACCUCACGAAACUCAACGUUGGUCAAUUCAUCGAUCCUUCAACGAAUUCUAUGUACUUGAGUCGAAGCUGAAUGAAUUCCACGGAGAUUCUCUUCGCUUCUCACCACUGCCAACUCGGAAAACAUUCGUGACUAGAGAUAAACCAUACAUGGAACAACAUCGUCUGAUAUUCUCAACUUUUAUCUCUACCCUCAGUAAACAACGACUGUUGAAUCGAUCUGAGUUACUACUGGCGUUCUUAUCGUCAAAUGAAGAGUUCAGAGACACACUGUCACUCGGAGAUUUGAAUCCAUGGAAAGUUGUAAAAAAGACAUUACCAGGAAAAUUGGUUGGAAGAGAAAAGGGUCAAAAUUUGAAGCCAUACCUUCUGAAAGCCCUAGCUCAAACACUGGCUCCAGCUGAUCGUGUUGAAGAGAAGUCGGAUAAUUUACUUGAAGACGUCACGCCCACGAAUUCAGGAGCAUCUCUAGCCACAAAUGCAGUCUACUCUUCUAUAUACGGAAAUAAUUUCGACAAUGUAUUCAAGGAAACAUAUAAGAAUUCAGAUGAUAUUCAAUUAUGGACAACUUCUGCGUAUGAUUCAAUUUUACUACUGUUCUGGAAACCUCUGAAAUGUCAAUUCGAGUGGAUGACUCCUAUAUUUACCGCGAUCCGUUCACUAUGCUCGAAAACAAUCGAUUCAGUAAUUCGAUCGAUUUUAGCGAAUGUUUUCCAAAAAUCUCUAUCGGUUGCUAACAUGACUUAUCUCAUUCAACACGUUCAAUGGUCAUUAUUCUGCAAUGAUGCUCCGUGGCCAACAGAACAAGAAAUGAAGAUGCGAGAAGAGUUGGCAAUGCGGAGAACUCUCGAAUAUUUCCAGAAUAAUAUCCCAAUUCAUGCUCAACGCUUGAUCGGUCGUGAUGACAUCAAAACUCUCCUAUCUCGCAUAAUUGAUGGUCUACAGUAUCCACGUCUCAACAAACAACUUCUAUAUGUGCUCAUAGAUCGACUACUUUUACAAGUUUUCCCAGAACUUGAUGAACUCGGGCAACAUCCGCUUCAAUAG